AUGCAAAAGUCUGAUAAAAAAAAUAGAAUUAUACAAGGGACAAAUGACGCGUCUAUUGUUUCUAAACGUUCUGCAGAAUAUCAUGGUUAUCCCUUUUCUAAAAAUCAAUAUCUGCGAGCAUUUGUUAAAAAACCAAAAAGAAGAUCUCCAAUAAUCAACAGAGGGUAUUACAUUCGUUGUAAAGCAAUAGAUACAAUUAUACAAAAUUUUCUUUUAGAAGAAAAUAAUAUGAAAAAAGUUGUUAUAAAUUUAGGAUGUGGAUAUGAUUCUUUGCCAUUUCGAUACAUUUCAGAAUCAAGGUUCAACAAUGUAUUAUUUUUUGAUAUUGAUUUUCCAGAUCUUAUAGAAAAUAAGAAAUCUAUAAUUGAAGAAGAUCAUGAAUUGAAGAAAAUGUCUUUGAAACAUAUAUUAUCUUCCACAAAUCAAUUAGAAUUACAAUACCAACUUAUCGGGUGUAAUCUAGAAGAUAUGGAUUCAUUAAAGAUAAUCCUUAAAGAAAAAUGCCCGAAUCUUGAAACUAUGAAUAUAUUAUUUAUAUCAGAAGUAGCAAUGGUAUAUAUGGAAACGAAAUUUUCUGAUAGAGUGAUAAGUUGGGCAUCUUUUUUUCCUUAUGCAAGUUUUCUUAUUUUAGAACAGAUUUUACCAUCUUCAAAAAAUCAUCCUUUUGGAAAGACUAUGAUAUCACAUUUUAACAAACUAAAGACACCUUUGUAUUCAUUAAAUGAAUAUUCUACUCUUGAAUUACAAUAUAAACGGUUCUUAAAUAGGGGAUGGAAAUAUGUAGAAGCAUUCGACUUAUGUACGUUUUGGUAUUGUGGUAUUGAUGAAGAAACAAAAGAUAAAAUAAAUUUAACAGAAGAAUUUGACGAAUGGGAAGAAAUAAUAUUAUUUCUUCAGCAUUAUUGUCUUUUAAUUGCUAAAAAUUUUUCAUCAGAAAAACAAAUUUUUUUAAAUCCUCCACCCAAAGGUUUUCAAUAUUUAAAUUCUAACAAACCACGAUUUUUGAACAAUCAUAUAAUUAAUGACUUUAACUUAGACUCUUUAUUAAAAGCUCAAAAGAUUAAAGGAAAUAUGCUAUUUCAUAGAAAAUUUGGAGCAACUACAUUAUUUAAUCAAAAUUCUAUUAUUUACCAUGGCGGUAUUUCUGAAUUAGGUCGUGAUGAAAAAAUAUUCAUAAUAACAUAUAAAGGAAAUGUGGUUCCUGAGUUCAAAACACAAUCUUUAAGCCCUCGUGUAUGUCAUACUUUGGACUAUUUUUCUCAAGAUAAUGUUUUAUUUUGUGUCGGUGGAAGAGAAUCUCCAUCUAAAUUAUCAAAUUCAGAAGAAUUUAAUCAUUUAGCACAAAAUACAAUAAAAACAGAGUAUCAUAUCAAUCGUUAUAGACAUGGGAUGGUUAAAAUUACUCUUCAAAAAGAAACUAGAUUUAUAGUAUUUGGAGGUAAUGAAAGAACAUAUCAACUCGCGGAUAAAGAAUGGAUGAUAUGGAGUCACAAAAAAGGUUGGGAAUUGCUAGAAAUUACUUCAAAAAAUAAAAUACAACCACGAUCUGGAAUGUGUAUGAUUUGGUUGCCUGAGAGAAAAGAAGGUAUUAUUUGUGGAGGAAUGAAUAAAAACGGGAUUAUAUGUGAAGAUAUAUGGACAUUUAAAAUAAACAUUUUGGAUGAUAAAUGGACGUUGGAACUUAUACCGUGGUCUAAUCUGUCUAUCUUAGAUAUUCAACGUGUAUCUCGAUUUGGUGCAAAAGCAGUAAAUGUUUCGGGAAUUUUAAACGGAAAUGUAUUAAUUGCCGGAGGUGUAUCUAUGUUUCAUUGUAUUUCUUGGAAUGAUCAAUUUAUACUACUUAAUUUAGAUAAUCAAAAAAUAACAUCAUUAGAUUUUAAAAUUUCUGGGGAUGAACCAAUACUUAUUGGUUUUGAUAUUGUAAGAAUAAAUAACAGUAUAAUUAUUCUUGGCGGGGGCUGUGUAUGUUUUUCCUUUGGUGCUUAUUGGAAUAAUGAUAUUAUAACAUUAUUUGAGUAUAGUUUACCUAAAGAGUGGUUAAUUUAUGAACAUAAAAAUACAGACAUGCAUGUGUCAAAUUUUACUAAUGAGUCUAAUAAUUGUAAUAUCGAUAUAUUUGAUCCAACAAUUCUAAACCAUAUAAAUCCUAAAAUUGAAAAUAUUUCUAGUAUAAAAAUUACAUCUGAAGAUGAAUGGAAAAAAAUAUUAGAAAAAAAUAUGCCAGUUGUUUUAAAAGGAUUAAAUAUAGGGACUUGUGUGCAAAAAUGGACUCCAAAAUAUCUUGUUUCUCAUAUUGGAUCUACACGUAAAGUAAUUGUUCACAAUGCAGAAACUAAUUUUAUGAAUUUCCAUGUAAAGAACUUCAAUUAUGAAACUAUGGAUUUUGGUAAAUUUAUGGAUUCUGUAUAUAAAGAUGAAAGUAAAUUAUAUAUGAGAUCAAUUUCAACAAAAAAUCCAAGAACUAAGCCAAGUCUUUUAGAAGAAGAUUUUUUGGAAAUUUCAAAAGAUUUCACAAUUCCUCCUGAGUUAUUACAAGUUAUAAAUCCAAAUAAAUUUUCAUCGCCUCUUCGUAUUUCUAGUAAAAAUAUUGGGAUGUGGCUUCAUUAUGAUGUAAUGUCUAAUAUUCUUAUUCAAAUUCAAGGUUCAAAAAAAGUUCGAUUAUAUCCCCCUUCAGACAUUUUAUACCUUCAGUUUCCUCCUGGUUCAUCAUCUUCUAAAAUUCUCAAUAUAUUUACUGAAAAAUCUACUGACUUAAAAAAUACUCAUCCUUAUGAAGUUAGUUUGCUUCCAGGAGAUAUUCUUUAUAUACCUGCAUUUUGGCACCAUGCAAUUUAUUCAUUAGAACCUUCAAUAAGUGUAAAUGUGUUUUGGAGACAUUUAGAAAGCCAAUAUUAUGCAACUACAACUAAUGAUGUCUAUGGUAAUCGAGAUCUAAAAGCAUAUGAAGUUAGUCGUGGCUUAAUUAAAAAAAUAGUUGAAAAUUUUAAAGGGCUAUCAGGAGAUGAAAAAAAAUUCUAUUUAGGAAGAUUGGGCGCAGAACUUAUUGACAUAUCUAAAAUAUAA
Molecule: messenger RNA, 3063 nt
Organism: Pneumocystis jirovecii RU7
Lineage: Eukaryota; Fungi; Ascomycota; Pneumocystomycetes; Pneumocystales; Pneumocystaceae
Product: tRNA methyltransferase PPM2
Exons: 8
Coding region: 1-3063 (1020 amino acids)
Biological process (GO): tRNA methylation; wybutosine biosynthetic process
Molecular function (GO): tRNA methyltransferase activity; protein binding
Source: RefSeq, a predicted model, not a curated record